AUGGAUGGUGGGAUGGAUGGAUGGAUAAAGGUUUACCAUAAGAGGGGUAUCCACUUAAUUACAAGACCAUUUUGUAACACGGAAUCCACACGAAGCCCAGAGUCCCUGGAAAUAGACAGGUGUCUGUCCUCGGACAGAUUUCCUGACCUUGAUUCCGUUGAGGAGUUUAUUAAGAACGUUCAGGACAUUGCAGACGAAGGUGUUAAAUUUAUUGGGUUCAUUCAAAAGUGUUCCUCCUCAGAUAAAAGUGAACUAAAACAAGGUGAUGAAGAUUAUGCAAAGACUGAGAAAAAUGAAAAAAUCAAUGGCAGUUCUGAUGAAGACAAAACCAACAGUGUUCAUUCAUCAGAUGGCAUAGAGCAGGUUGAACAAAUAAAGAGGAGUUCUACAGAUGAUAUCAGUGAAGUCAAAGAUAAGGAUGAUGACACAAGAAGUGCCAAGUCACAGUCAGAAACCUGCAGUAUAGACGGACAUUUAUGUGCUGAGACCGGUGGAGAAAAUGAAUCUGAGCAAGAGAACGAGAAGAAAGACAAUAGUGCUGAAACUCCAAACAAUAAAAUAGAGCACGAUGAUGAACACAAUUCAAAAAAAGAUGUUCAGUUGUUCACUCUUUUCAAUAUCCCUGUGACCAAACAAAAGGCAAUCAAAUACUACACGGACAAAGUGCCCCUGAAAAUCAACCAAAAAGGACAGAGCUUCAGCAGUAUGGAGGCGAACUGGUUAGAUCACUUGACCCAGCACUUCACUAACGGGGCCUUACUGGUUGAUGCAUACUUCAGUUUGGGACCGGAUAACGACUCAACAACACGAAGCACAGAAGUCAUGUUCAUCUUUCAGGAGUCGGACAUGGACACCACAUCUGUUCAAGCUUAUGAUGCCAUUGUGGUGGAGCAGUGGACAACUUUUGAAGACAGCGAAGUGAAGACGGACUACAUACCUCUGCUGAAAUCACUUGCAGCAUAUGGUUGGAAGCUGACCUGCGUGCUUCCUACGCCAAUAGUAAAGACAAACAGCAAUGGGAACAUAGCAACAAAGCAGAUUGUUUUUCUUCAGAGACCUUUCCUGCCGCGAAAGAAAAAAGAAUCCAGGAGGUUAAGCUUUAAACCACGAAACAAGCAAAACAAAAGCUCCAUUAAACACUCUGCAGUUAAAAAGCAGAAAGAAAAUACAACCAUUGCAGCAGAAAAGGAAAAUGAAAACCAGAUCAUUACAAAUUGCAUAACACCAAGUAACAAAGACCUGCAGGAGAACUACUGGAAAGCUAAUACGGAAAAAGAGAACAAGGCCAAUGCCAAGGGAGAACAGCAGACGCAGCAGGAGGAGUCUCCCCAGGAUGAGGAGCCAGAAUCACUCUCUUGCGUUAUGAAAAGCAAGGGAGAGGAGAGCAGCAGUGGUGACUGUGCAGACGCUACAGAGAUUCAUGAUGAUGAUGUCGCAGAUACGGCGCAGGACACCUGCGAUGAAAUCAGUGCUGACUAAACACAUCAUAACCACAUUUCUAAGACAGACCAAACCAGCCAUUAUAAAAAGUUUCGCCUUUGCAAUCGGCUGUUGGCUGGUUAAUUUGCGUGUGAACAGCUAUCACUAAUAACAAAAAAAUCAAGAUCACACACAGUUGACUUUUGGAGAUAUGAAUGGUGUUAGUGGAAAAACAGACAGAACAGCAACUAUGAUACACUGAAUGAAAUAGAAAGCAGCCAUGGCUGAUGACUCAAUCCAUUUAAUUACUUCCGGUACAAAGCCUGGAUUAGACUGCAAUCAUAUCCAUUGCAAAAUGAUGACUUUCCUGAACAUUACAAUAUGUGUGUUUUAGGGCUGAGAACAAUUUAAUUCAAGUCAUUUCUUUAAAAAUGUGUCCAAACAGAGGUAAACCCUUCAUCAGAUUUUGUUUUUUUUUAUUUUACCAUUGUAGUCAAGACUUUGAAACUCACUGCGGAUUAUGUCUUUACAACUAUCUGACUUAUUUUCCCCUUGUUUUUUGAUCCCACAUAACUGUCUAGUGUUGUUUAACUAGAAGGGAGUGUUUGUUUUGGGACCAUGAGUUUAGAUCCAUUGAGGAUCAUGAAAUAUGUUCAAAGCAGAAUACUGCUGUAUAACUUUGCAGGUUCUGAUACUCAAGAGAUCACUCAGAAGCUUCUACAACUCAUCAACUUUCUGCUUCAUUUGCUGAUAUGGGGCCACAGAGAACAUGAGCUGAACCUCAUCUCAGCACCAUUUGGCAGAUGCACCAUUUUCCCUGGAUGGGACACGCGAUUCUGCUCACUAAUGGAGGGCCGAAUUAUAAAAGCCAAAUCACAUAACAUGCAUAUCUUUAGGAUGUGGCAGAAAACUGGGGCACACCACAAUUUUAUAUAUUGGUAUAAUCCUCAACUAGGUUACACUUUCAGGCGUACUUUCACAGUCCUUCGCUGUGUUUUGCUUAUUUGCUAAGUCAGCUUGACCACUCACUUAUCUUGCAGUUUAUUGUUAAGUAAUAGAAAACACUUACGCUUAAGUAUAUAAUAAGGAGUGAAUAUGAAGAGGAAGGAUCAAUAUAAAUAACAUCUUCUACCCUUUCCUGAGUGUAAUGAAUGAUAAAGAACAAUAGAACCACCUCUUCCCCAACCACCACAAGAUCAUAAAAAGACAACGCCCAGCAUAAGGCAUCCCAUGUGACACCUGGUGCUUUAAAUAGAAAAAAUGAGUAAUACAGUACCUAUAAGAAAUAAAAUAAAAAAUCUUUCAUUCUGGCUUUACCCAUCUGUUUCUGGUUAAAACUGCAUCCUCAGUUAAGGUGAGGUGUGACUAAGGCUGCAUUCACACUGCAGCUAAAAGUGGAAUUUUUUUUUUGUUUGACUGUUCCAAUUAAUUUUGAAAGUGAUUUAAUUCCAAAAAGAGUGUCUUCAGACAUGUAUCAUGAAUGUGACCCAUAUAUGCAAAAUUAAUAAAAAUGAGACCUAACAGGCGUCCUUGAACAACAGCAGCAUGCUAUUUCACAUCACUUUCAGUGCAGGAAGUUGUCAGCUUGAGAUGGAAAGGACCAGAAGCUGCUUGGAGCACAAUUACCACUCCCAUAUAUGUGAACCCUGUGGUGGGCUGGCUCCCUGCCCGGGGUUUGUUUCCUGCCUUGCGCCCUGUGUUGGCUGGGAUUGACUCCAGCAGACCCCCGUGACCCUGUAGUUAGGAUGUAGCGGGUUGGAUAAUAGAUGGAUAUAUGUGAACCUGUGGAGAUGAGAUUAGAUCCAGACUGGUGAGAGUGACACAUGGAGGGCAUGGUUUCACAAUUUCAUAAUAUUGAGGGAGCUUUCAAUUGCUUAUGUCAACAUCUGUCCACAGAAUUCACUCAGAAAAAUACAUGCUUUCUGUCAGAAACAAUGUAGCAAUCAGGCUGUAUUGGCUGGUGAUAAACAAAACACACACACACACACUGUGCAACCUCUCUGGAUGUUGGUGAGUGAUCAGUGUGUUUGUUUCACUACGAUUACACCAAUGCCUUGUGCUGUAUUGCAAUGAUGGACUACACAAGGUUGCCUCAAGAAAAUGACCUUAGGAUGUCUGAAUUUAGACAAUUCAAGUAUUCAAAUGCAGGUCAGCUUGUCUGUAUUGGAUUUAGUACCACAUACAAAACUGGUCUAAAUCCAAUCUGAAAAAUGUAUACCGACACCAUUUGAAUACUGCUUUACUAUCCAAUUUUCUUUUUAUUCUGCCUUAACUAGAGCUACAGCUCCAGUCUGUGGCAGGGUGGCAAACUGGUUCAUUGCAGACCAUCUCCUUAAUCUGCAUGAUGAAUUAGCUAUUUUAGCUUUGCACAAACAGCAUCAAAGAGUGUAAAUCUCAUGAAAAGUGUCAGCUGCUAUGAUGCUAGUCAGAUGUACAAGGUGGUGUGCCCUUUGUUUGCAGUUUGCUAAUCUGGGUGUGGUGCAAGUUGUCUACUUAAGAUAUGCAUAUACUAAGUGAUGUAUUUCUCCUUAGAUAAUUGAGUGUAUACAGUAUUCCAUACUACCUGCACAAGACUGUAGGACCCAGCCAACACUCUUCCACUAACACAAACUGCUGAUUACCAAGGGGUAUUUGGCAUACUGCACAUUAUGUUGUGUAGAUUGUUCCACUCAUGUCAUGUAUUAUGUCUCUUGUUGUAUUCCUGUUGUGUUUUUAAUUCUUCAAAAUAUCAAGCUUGAGUACCUCUUCUCAUUUUGAUGAUCAUUUGUAAAUUUUGGAUAUUAAUUCAGAAUUCUUGAAAAAUUAAGCUUUUUCUUAAAACCAGACCUUCAUUAUUUUUGUUUCAAAUACAAAUACUGUACAUAUCUUAUGUUCUAACAUUUCUGCACUACUGGUUCUAGGUUUGCAGUUUUUGUCAUCUGUUACUAAAAGUCAGGAACACAAAGUUUUGUUUUGGUUAUGAUGUCAAAUGCCCUUGUUUUAUAAAAUCAGAAAUUAAAUAUUCCAGUAUAAUUUG
Molecule: messenger RNA, 4435 nt
Organism: Polypterus senegalus (gray bichir)
Lineage: Eukaryota; Metazoa; Chordata; Cladistia; Polypteriformes; Polypteridae
Product: raftlin-like
Exons: 8
Coding region: 1-1479 (492 amino acids)
Source: RefSeq, a predicted model, not a curated record